Molecule: messenger RNA, 1700 nt
Organism: Pieris brassicae (large cabbage white)
Lineage: Eukaryota; Metazoa; Arthropoda; Insecta; Lepidoptera; Pieridae
Exons: 4
Coding region: 127-837 (236 amino acids)
Source: RefSeq, a predicted model, not a curated record
CAGUCGUUGUGUGUAACCGCUUCGUGCCGGUCGACUCAGUCCAAGUGUGUGAAUGUUUAGUGCAGUUCAGGGCAACCGAGGUUGCAUGGAAAUUACACCGUGUAAAAUACUUCGACAAAAAUAAGAAUGCCUCGCUUAGAGAAUCCACCACCGGAAGACUUCCGCCGCAUCCUGCGCGAAAAGGCACUGAACCACAGUUUAUUUUACAUGAAACUCGGGGCAGGAAUUGGCUCCGAGCAUGUGCGGGAAUCCUCACAGCCGCAGAAUCAGUCCGCGCGCCGACAAAGCGACAUCGUUGCGCGCGCGCGCAAUCGGCAAACUCAACCGCGCGUAUCAGAACUUCUUAAACGUUUCGAACCUGGACCGAUGCAGUAUUUGCGUAUACCACGAGCGAUAACACCCCCAGAAGACAUCAGUUCAUCAGAUGAUGAUGAUAGAGCGGCGAUCAGGCGCCGCAGCCGUGACCUGAGCGACGAUUCGGCAGUCGAGCUGGAGCCGCGAAGACGGCAUUCUCACCCUCGGGAUAUAACGCCACCACCAGAUCCCAUGUCGCCGAGACGAGAGAGAACAUUAAUAGAGGCUAAUGUGGUGGAAAUAGGGAGACGCGGCAGUGAGGGAUGUGAGACCAGAGCGCGGUGUGUGAGGACUCCCAGUGUGGUGGUUAGUGACUACUCCGAUGGUAUUGCUGUGGGUGCCACUGAGGAAGAAGUGGACUGGCUGCGUGCGAGAUCCCUAUCAGCUGACUCUGCUUGCUCAUCUUGUUCUACGCUCUCCAGCCGGGAGGAUGAGGAAUUUGAGUCUCCACCUAUGCCGAAAAAGAUCUUAAAUGUCGAAUGAAGGCCGGUGCCCUGAGCGACCUGGAGCUGGCACCAUCAUCGGGACUCACCACUUUCUAUCUUUAUACUAUUCAAGGGACCAUAGAGAAUCGACGGAUUAGAAAAAUGUAUGUGAUUAUUAGUCUGUUUUCUAACAUAGACAGCAGACGAAUCCAAACGUCAUGAGCAUUUUGAUUGAUGUAUUCUCUAGUGUCAAUAGAAAUUUAUAAGAGCACUAUUAUUCUGUAAUAUUAACACAUAUCUGUCUAGUGCUAUUUGUCAUUCUUAUUUAUUUGAUAGCAAUUCAUGUAAAGCUAAGCGUACAUAAGAUAGCUACCAUCUUAGUUUACGUGACACUGUAUAAUUCACUGUAUGGGAAUGACGUUGGUCUACGGUUUGUCACGUGACCAUUUUUAUACAAAUUCGGUUGGCGUUUGUGGGUCACGCCUAAGGAAGAGUGACUUUGUCUCAAGCCCCUAAUGCAAAACGUAUGUUACUCUACAGAUACAGACUGUUAAAUAAAGCCUUACUCACAAGUUGCUCUUCAAUCAAUAAUAAAUUGAUUUAAAAUGACACUAUUUGUAUUUUAAGUGUUUUGGAGAUAGUAUAUGUUACAAAGUCAGGAGUGAAAUCUUUUUAUAUUAGAUAAAAUUUUAACAGUUUUCACAUAGUUUUGUGUAAUUAGAUAGCAGCAUAUAUACAAAAGCUUUAUACUACAAUAAUUAAAAAUGUAUGUAAAAUAUAUACUGCAUAUUACGUAAUAAUAGACUUCAUUUGAAUCAUUUUGUUAAAAUUAAGAAUUAUAAUGAUUUAAGUCAUAUAAAUAUGGUUGACACCGCUAUCGCGGUAAGCCGUGGGUUCGAUUCCCGUUUGAAUAUUUGUUUU